Molecule: messenger RNA, 788 nt
Organism: Colias croceus (clouded yellow)
Lineage: Eukaryota; Metazoa; Arthropoda; Insecta; Lepidoptera; Pieridae
Product: mitochondrial coenzyme A diphosphatase NUDT8
Exons: 1
Coding region: 8-664 (218 amino acids)
Molecular function (GO): coenzyme A diphosphatase activity
Source: RefSeq, a predicted model, not a curated record
UAUUAAAAUGGGUUCUUCUGUCUUUGGAUUACAAAACCUUUUCUCGCUUGCUUCUCGCGAGCGAUGUAUGGUAAAUUUGAAAAAGUUUCGUGUGCCAAUUUCAAAAACUGCAAAGAUACCUACGGCUACAGCUGCUGUUUUAGUGCCGAUGUGUCGUUUUAAAGAUGAUGCUGCUCUUCUAUAUACCGUAAGAUCUACGAAUUUGAGAGGUCAUAGUGGACAAAUAUCUUUUCCUGGAGGAAAGACCGACAAGGGUGAGACGCCUGUUGAAACUGCAUUGAGAGAAACUGAGGAAGAAAUAGGCAUUUCGUCAUCUAAGAUAGAUGUUUGGGGCCAUGGGCCUGCAUUCCCAGGGCGGGACAAUUUGAUAAUGGUAACUCCUGUAGUAGGUUGUAUUUCAAAUUUAAACCCUGAAGACCUUCUUAUAAACGAAAAGGAAGUAUCGGAGGUUUUUGCAGUACCAAUUCAUGUAUUGUGUGAUCCAAAGAAUCAAUAUUACACCCAGUUUAAAAAUGGUUAUAUCCUCCCUGUAUUUUUGGCUGAGAAUUAUAAAAUAUGGGGAAUAACAGCAUAUAUAACACAUGUCUUUCUGAGUUGCUUAUUAUCUAAAGAUGUGUAUAGAAAUGAAUGGAUGAAGAAGAAAAUUGUAAUAAGUGAAUCAUAAAUAUUAUAGAAAAUUAACUAGAAGAUUCUCACAUUAUGUGGGGCUUAUGUCAGUAUGUAUAUUCGAAAUUAAUUUUAUAAUAACUAUAUCUUUAUUUAAUAGCUGAUAUAUGUGAAGAAUAAAU